Messenger RNA from Glycine soja, 1482 nucleotides. RefSeq lists its product as uncharacterized. Lineage: Eukaryota; Viridiplantae; Streptophyta; Magnoliopsida; Fabales; Fabaceae. The record is from RefSeq and is a predicted model, not a curated record. Bases 69 to 752 code for a protein of 227 amino acids. The transcript has 5 exons.
UUCUUUUUUUCAUUUUCCGACAUUAUGAUUAUUUAAGACCUAAGUCUCUUUUAUAAGUGAGGGAAACAAUGAUCGAUCUCUAUGGGACAAGUACCAACAACCACUUUAUUUCCGUGAUCAUAAUUAAACUUGACUGUGGCUUUUCCUUCCAUCCACUUCCCUCAUUGGUUCUCUUGGUCCAUUAUAGUUUGCAGUGUUCCUCCAAGGUUUUGAUCUCAAUCCAUUACAAACUAGACAACCUAAUAUCCGUUGCUUUCAGUGGAAUAAGAUGUAACUCAUCAGGGAACGGAAAUGCCUUCAUGAUGGGCUUUGGGCCCAAACACAGCCGACUUAAUAAAGAUCAACAAAGCAACAAGUAUCUCAAUGAUGAGAUUGAGGACCCUGCCACUCACAAAGAACAUACUAAGCAACAGUUGAAGAUGCAUGUUGCUCAUGCUCAAAACUAUGAAGUUGCAUGUAAUGCAAUUAUCAACCCCUGCUUCACUUCUUAUGCAUUUUGGCAUUGCUUCUUUCAGGCUGCGGCAGUAUCUUAUGCUAAACAAGUUGUAAAGCUGAUGGAUAGUUUGCUCAUGGCAGGGAAGGCCACAGUUGAAAUGAAUAAGGAGCUGAACACUCAGAAAAUGAGAGCACCCUUGUUGCACAAAACUGUUAUUAUUUUCACAGAUAUAUUACUUUGCCAGCACACAGACCUCAUUGAUGGCUUUUAUAUAUUAAAGCUCCUAAAAGAUGAUGGUCAUAAUCAAAUUAAUUAAUGCACCCUCUUUGUCAGGGACAAGGAUCUUAAACCAUCAAGUACUUGCUGCUGCUUCCUACACAAAAAUUUGCUUCAACGAGGUCCUGAGUUCUUGUACACUACUGAAGAGAGUUCCCCUUUGAUACUUCAAAAUUUUACCCGGUUUUAAUGAUAUGCUGUUAUAGCCUAAGUAUGAGAUCCUGAAAUCUUGUACUUCCGAAGAGAGUUCCCCUUGGAUACUUCAAAAUUUUACACUAUUUUAAUCAUUUCCUGUUAUAUCGUAUGAGAUCCUGAGUUAUUCUACUGCUGAAGAGAGUUUCCCUUGGCAACUUCAAAAUUUGACUCUAUUUUAAUCAUGGGUUUAAUGUUUAUGCAUUGACAAUGUAAAAUAGGUUUACACUAUCUUCAAUCACAAAUCACUGUUUAAAUUACUCUAAAAUAAAUCUUUUAAAAAUCAAUAAAUUUAUCAUAUAUGAUGGAUUGUGAUUGGAUUGGAUAAAUGUGUAAAACUUUUUACAUGAUCAAUACAUAGUUUUUUCUCUUUUUAAUCAUUUCCUGUUAUAGCGCAUGAGAUCUGAGUUAUUGUACUGCUAAAGAAAGUUCCCCUUGGCAACUUCAAAAUUUGACACUAUUUUAAUCAUAUAAUUUGCUGAUUACAGCUUAAGUCUCUUUUUUUCAUUCCAUCAAUGUAAUAGUACCGAUGAGUUAUAGCUUUGCAGAAAAAUGUAAUAAAUUGAAGUUUAUGUGCU